Molecule: messenger RNA, 2323 nt
Organism: Plodia interpunctella (Indianmeal moth)
Lineage: Eukaryota; Metazoa; Arthropoda; Insecta; Lepidoptera; Pyralidae
Exons: 5
Coding region: 211-2244 (677 amino acids)
Source: RefSeq, a predicted model, not a curated record
AAUGUUAUGUCAUUUUUAAAUUACGGCUUCGUUUUUUUUUGUAUUGUUGUUUUGCAUUUUUGUGUUGAUCUAGUUUUUAAAAAUCACCUAAUAAUUAAUUGUUUUUACUUUGCUAAUAAAAUUGAUUUUAAUUAUAUCAUGUGUCUCAUACUAGUUUAUUUAUCAUUGUUUAUUGUUUUAUGCUGAAAACUUACGUUAUAAGCAUUCUUCAUGAAGAAAGUUCGGUUUCUUGCCUGUGAAACCGUCGAUAUGAACGAUUCAGAGUGUCACUCCCCUCGCCCUUUUCUCGAAAAGCGAGUAAACAUUGAAGAUAUAGGUCUCUGUUACGAUUACCCCAAACCUGUAGCAUUUUCGCUUGAUCCAGUGCAUAGAUUUGAAACCAGUAACUGUUCUCCUUAUCCUUUGGUGGAUCGAACUAAUUUAGAUGAUUCAAUUAGUACAGGGCCUAGCUGGAGCCCUUCGAGUGAAUUGGAGCUGAGUAUGUUGGAUGCAGGAUAUCAUGAGCCAAGGAAGCCCCCGCUGAAUCUAAAAUUAUUUGAGCCUCAUUUACCUUUUAAUUCAAACAAUGAUGAUGACAAAGAUAAUGUUCCACCUCAACAACACAACAAACACACACCAUCCACACAUUCCAUUGUUUUGGGGUCUAUUGAAAAUGCAAGUAAAGAGAAUCUUCCGAAUAAGAUGAAUGGGGACAAUAGCUUUUUUAUUACCAAGGGAAAGUUAAAUAAGUUACAAAUGCAAAGUUUCACUAAUUUACAUAGACAGUUCAAUAGAUUAACUUUAGAAAAGGAAAAUAAUCCUGCAAGUAAAAAGUUAGACAUUCUGAAAAUCGGGCAACAAGAUUCAACUUCAAGCACAAUGGAGAGCAAAAGGCCAGUUAUCUUUAAUUCCUCUAGCAAAAGUAACCUAACUCACUGUAGUUGUCAUCACUGUACAAGAAAUGUUGGAGUUUGUGAUGUGCCUAUUGACAAAGGACAUUUAGAAAAUAAUGUACCUGCUUCAAACCUUCUAUGCCAGUGUAUGAGGGUACUACCACCCAGCUGCAACUGUGGUCAAUGUGCAUGUCGGACAUCUCAACAAACACAUCCUCCUUGUCACACUUCAAAUACAUAUUGUGAACCUAAACCACAGAAUACAGUAGAUAAAAAAUCAUGGGCUAUAGAAAAGUAUGAGCAGAUCCAGAACACUGACUGUAAUGAGGUACAGAAACCGACUAGUGUCAAAGAAAAGAGAGAGCCUACAGUAGCAGAUCUGUUUAAAAUAAUCAAGCUGCAAAAUGAACAACUACAGUUACUUCAAGAGAAAGUUGAUAAGGUUAUUUCUUCUGGUAACAAUAGGCCUACAAACCUUCCUAUUCAGAGUUACACCACAGAACAUGUCUCAGUAGAGACUAUGAACAGUGAGCAGCAUAAGAUAUCAAUCGGAGUUAUGACCAGUUUUGAAAUGGUGAGGACUUCAACAGUUAUAAAUAAGGAGGUGGUGCAACAAAAGGAAAAUUCUCAAAUACAGUGUAACAGAUCCCAGCUUAGUAUCAAAGAAGUAGUGUCAAAAUCACCAAUUAACAUGAACUUUUUGGAUGGUAUUGCACCUGUGGGAAAGAAUAUACAAGGAAAUGGGAAUAGUAAAAUAAUGACUGGCAAUAAUGAGGAGAAAACAUUUAACGAGUUUAGCCUGUACAAUGUUCAGGUGGAUAAUGCUACCACACCACUCAUGUCUCCUGAGCAGACUUUGUAUCUAGAUGUUAGGGAUUACAGUGAUUCUGAUAAUGGCAGUGAUGACCAAUCCAAUGUUGGGUGGACUUAUUAUAAUAAAGUAAUGACACAUGUGAAUGGCAUGUUGCAAGACUCUGACAUGCCUUCGUCAGCUAGUGCUUUGUAUCGAAACACACGUCAACAUUGUCUUCAGAUGCAAAUCGACAAAACUAAUGUUAGUGUGACUAAAAGGGUAAAAUUUGGUGAUGAUCCACUUGGGAUCCACCAGCCGCACAUCUACGCGGGUUCGACCGACACCAGUAUGAAGAUGAACCAGCUCGCGGCCAAGUACCUACAGCGUGCGCCGGCGCCGCCGCAGUUUCAGGCGCCCGCCAAGUCUACUCCUUUUGACAUGUCCUUUGCUACAAGAAAUUAUAUGGAGAGGCACAAGUUAUUGCAAGGUGGUCCUGUUUUCCCGAAAGAGCCCACACCAGUCGACAUACCAAGAUUUUUAGAUAUAACUGCUUUGAAACAACAACCUAAGUUGUUGUAAAUAUUUUUUUGACUAGUACAUUUGUAUACAUUAUGUAAGUAUAUUUUUAGAAAUAAAAUGUAGACAUAUUGAACAGACA